Molecule: messenger RNA, 3270 nt
Organism: Maudiozyma barnettii
Lineage: Eukaryota; Fungi; Ascomycota; Saccharomycetes; Saccharomycetales; Saccharomycetaceae
Product: beta strand repeat-containing protein
Exons: 1
Coding region: 1-3270 (1089 amino acids)
Source: RefSeq, a predicted model, not a curated record
AUGUUUUUCUUAAAAUUUUGGGUAUUUGCUCUUAUAUUCUCGAAUUUGGUAGCUGCUGAUACAACAACAUAUUCUAUCACAUCUCAAUUUACAUCAACAUACUGUAAAACUUGCGUUACAGUUACUUCAAUCCCCUUAGCGACUCUAAGUUCCUCUGAAACUGUAAACACACCGCAACCUGCCCAAGAAACUGUAUCUGCAUCAACUGUUACUUCCUACAUUACAGUUCAUGAUAUCGGUACAGUGAGUGUCAGUUUUACCGAAACAACCAUUGAAACUGAAACAACAACAGUUAGUGUACUUGCAACUGCUACUAUCACUGAAACAGAGUCCACAACAACGUUGGUUACCCAAACAUCUAUUGAAACUGAAGUGAAAACUGAGCAAAAUACAGAUACUAUUGUCCAAACAGACUUUAGUACAAGUGUUAUCCUGGAGACAAAAACUGUUACAGCGACAACUGACAUUACAACAAUAGUAACGCUCACUGAAACAAGUAACGUGGAAGUAACGCUAACCGACCACGUUACUGUCAGUGAUUUGGUUACAAAUACAGUUGAUCUGACAAAAACUGUCACAAAUAAAAUUUUUGAAACGGAUACACAAGAUAGAACUUUAACAUCCUACAUUACAAUUACUAAUAUUGAAAGUAGUAAAUCUACCCAGGUCGAAACAAUGACAAAGACAAUAACUUCCACAGAAAUAGAGGUGUCUAUCAUUAAUAGUACAAGUACAGUUUUUACCAUAAUACCAACCACAAGUACAGUCAUAGAUUUAACCACUGAAACCAGUCUAUUUUUAACUACCGAUACAGAUAUAAAGACAUCUGAAUUCACUACUACAGAUAUUAUCUUACAAACUUCUGACAUCUUUACAACAAUCACCAGUAAUGUCGUUAAUACACUGACAACGCAGGAAACAAAUUAUUUUACCAUCGUUGCAACGUUAACAGACACUUUUGAAACAACCUUAACUUCAACUUUUACCACUGUUGAAAAUGUAACCGAAACAUUCUUAACGACUCAAGAAAUGACUGAAACUGUAACGUCAGUCUAUAAGACAACUGACGUUGUCACAAAAACGACUGAUAUUACCAAACUGGAAACAUCUACAGUAUUUGUUUCCCAAAUCGUGGAAAGUACAACUAUCGUUCCUACAUUUACAAUCUCAACUGAAGUUCAGACUCUGGUUCUUACAACAGUAACAGAUGUUACUAGUACAAUAUUAAAGACGGACACUUAUACAACAAUUAUCCCUACAAUUAGCACAUCAAUAUCUACUGUAAUAUUUACAGAUAAAUCGUUAGAGGUAAUAACAUCAAUAACAGUUAUUCCGGUGACUAUGAAUGUCACUCAAACUUUAACUACGGAAUCAACUGUGUCUACCACUAUCCCUGUAACCUCAAUUUUGACCUCAAUAAAGGAUCAAACUAAUACUAUAGAAACAACUCAAAAUAUUACAAACCUUAUUUCUAGUACUGUCAUCUCAAUUUCAUACCAAACGUUAUCUGUAACAGAGACAAAAACUUCUGAAACAAUUAUACCAAUUACCUCGGUUUCUACCACUGUAAUUACAAAUACUGAUAUCUCACAUAGUACUGUUUUAUCCACCAAAAUAAUUCCAAUUACCACAGAAAUUACUAGUACAUUAAUCGAAGAGGUAACAUCAACACAGGUUAUUCCAACUACCAUUUCGAUUACCAAUACUGCCUCAACUACUGAACACAUCACAACUACUGCUCUAAUUACAGAUACCAUUAUCUCAGUAAUCAAUGAGACAUCUCUAAUAACGCUAACUAGGACCGAAGAUGUCACACUAUUUACAACUCUCACAAAUACAAUAGAAACUAUUGUCCCAGUUACUUCAGUAACCAUACAAACCAUAGUAACAACUGAUAAAUCCCUGAACGUCCUAGCUUCAACAGUAACAGUUCCAGUAACAACAGAUAUUACGAACAGACUGUUUGAAGAAGUAAUAUCUACAUUAAUUGUACCAUCUACAAAGUUAGAAACAAGCACAAUUUUAAUUACAGACAUAAAGUCAAUAACAGAAACAGGUACCUCCAUAGUGAAUGAAACUCUUUUAACAACGCAAACGAUUGUAAAUAAUAUAACCAACAUCGUAACCAAUACAGAAAUAUAUAAAACUACAGUCCCAACUACGACAACUGCUUUUCAAACCACCAUUAUUACUGAUCUUUCGUCAGAGAUUCAAACCUCAAUCACAUUGAUUCCAAUAACAACUGAAGCGGUGAUUACCGUUAUGAAAGAGGUUGAAUCUAUAUCGAUUAUUCCAAGCACGUCAGUAUUCACUACUGCUGUCACUUCUACUAAUUAUACAACUGACACCGCUGUGUCAAAAGUCAAUGAAACAAUCUCUACAACAAAAACAAAUGUCGCAAAUGUAACAAAUUUCAUCACGCUAACCAGUACACUAGAGACAAUUAUUCCUUUUACCACCACCAGUUCCAAAUUAGUAACUGUGACAGAUAGAUCUCUCAAGAUUCAAACAUCAACGUUAAUAAUACCUAUAACAUUCGAGUCCACUAGUACAUAUAUAACGGAACAAACCUCGGCCCAAGUCAAACCAUCCAUUAGAUUAAUGACGCCUGUAAUGGCUGAAACAUCUCAAGUUACCAAUACUAAGGUAGUUAAUUCUACAUCUAUCGCAACCUUAACAACAAUUACACCAAAAACUAGUAUAGCCACAAAAUCAAUUAUGGUAACAAAGACCCAAAACAUUUUUAGCACAAAUCAAGUUUUCAAUAUCCUGGAAAGCACUUCGGUAGCUCUUAUAGCCCAAACUCACAAAGAAAAUAUCCCAACUACAGUUAAAAUUACAUCAACUGUUUUAAAGACAGAUAAUUUAUCCAAUGCUUUAACCUCUGUUGUAACUACUUCAAUUGUUACUAAUAAGUUGAAAACAGAAACCAACUUGGUGAGUUCUACAAACACUGCUUCCGUACCAUAUCCAACAACAUCAAACGUAUAUUUCACCAAAAGUUCUACGGUAUCAGCGCAAAAGAUGUCUAAAAAGAGUUUAACCACACCAACUCCAUCUGUUAGUAUCGAGGAGAAUAUUGAAAUUGACACCUCAGGUACCAACCAAUACCCACAUACAACCAGCGGAACUGAAUCUAGGACAUCAAUAAUUCCAUCCUCCCCAAUAUUUUCUCAAGGGAUUGUGGUACAAACAGGUACAUCUAAUAAAUUUAAUAUUCCAAGUAUAGAGACGGUUUUCUUCUUACUAUCUUUCAUACUAAUACUAUAA